AAACUCACAAAAGCCUGGCUUGAGGCUAUAGAAGUGUUAUUGUCAAAGUUGUUGCGUUGGCAGAGAGUUUGACAUCGCCCAUUUUUCUGUCACAUAAUUUUCCUUUGUUUACUAUCCUGUAAAUGGCGGAAGAGAUCAAGGUUGUUCCACAGUCAGAGAAAGAGAGUGAAGUGGAAAUCGAGAUGAAUGAUAUUAAGUUAGAAGGAAACAUGGACGUACCCGCUGUACUGCAAAAUACGGGUAUGGCAGCUAUGAAGUUAUCAGGGUCAUCAGCCAGAGAAUGGAUCACCAAGCACCGUCAAACGGUUCAGCCAUGGUCUACAUUCGUCAGCACAUCUCGGUUUACCAAGCCUACAUCUGUGGCUGUAGCAGGCACUAGGGUGGUCAAAAACAUCGAGCAUUUCCAGAGCAAUUAUCUCUUUGUGUUCAUCAUCCUCGCUAUCUAUUGUAUAAUGACUUCACCGAUGCUGAUCAUCUUUCUGGGUGCUCUCUUUGGAGCUUUCUAUUGGAUCAAUGUGAAAAAUCAGAGCAGAAAACUCAAGAUUGGAAGUUAUGAAUUGACGCUGAUACAGCAGUAUGGUGCUGUGGCAAUGCUGUCCAUUCCUCUGUUCUUCCUUGCUGGUGCUGGAUCAGCAGUCUUCUGGGUUCUAGGUGCCUCAUUCUUCUUCGUCAUGCUUCAUGCUGUGUUCUACAACCCCCAGGAUCAACUAGAGGAAUUGCAAAUGGAAGAAGUAUCAUUUGGCAGUGCAUGAAGUCCCUCGCAAGCAAACACUUCAUAACACCCCUACAAUUUGUCUGAUGGAUGUACGUUGCUCAAUCCUGCUUCAUAUUGUAUUCACCUUGCAUUCUAUGAGACUGUUCCAUUUUCAUUAAAAGGGAUUUCAUCAACGCAAUAUGAAAUCAUAAGACAACAACUUUUUGUAUGUAGUUUGUAUAUCACAUUUGUGAUGAAAGUUAUACACGUAUUUUUUUUAAUAGUGUUAUAUAUAUGUAUAUUAGCACAGAUAUUUGUUUUGAGUGCCGACAUAAAGUAAAAAUGGUUUAAGCCAGCAUUAUUAUGUUUUGUAAUGCUCUACACUCAACUUAUAUCAUGAUGCUUCGUAGGCUGAGAUACAACAUUAACCAUGGAAUGUGGGAUUAGUUAUAUUGUCUGGUGUGAUCAGAGUGGCAUCUCUUGGAUGUUAAUUAGUAAGAUUAAUGCUAUAGCAAAGCUGCCAACCCUUACAAAUAAUCUGGGAUAUUCUGAUUUUCUUGAUUUCUAGUACCUAACAAAUCCAGAAUAUUCUGAUUUUGCUUGUGCUAAAGCCAAAUUAAGCUUGUUUUAACAUGUGCCGCGAUUUGAGAGUUCACGUAUUGUGUGCAUUGAAUGGCUGCAUGAUCGGGCAGCGAAUUUGUAUUCACUUUUUGGUACAGAUUAACUGUGUAUUGCCAAUUACACUGCAGCAACAAGUGCGAUUUCUUAUUUUCGAAGGCAUACCAUGCUAAAAAUUUGUAAUUCCUAUUUUCAAAUGUUGGCAGGUAUGCUAUAGAUCUGAUUAAUACAUAUUAUUAAGGAAACAAAAUCGUAUAGACCUACAGUCUGGAUCUAAACCAUGACUAAUCUAUAAUUCUUUGGAUAAAUACUCAUGCACUGGUCUGUGUUGUUGGUGAAUCAAGGUGUUACACAGAAAGGCGUAUCUAGGUGAUUGAAGAUAAUUGAAACUUCUUAACCCCUGUAAAGUUAUGAUGUAGUCAGCAUUGGGAGGUCAAAGGUCAAAGUAAUAAAUGAGCCUCAUCACUCUGAAUAGGUCAUGUAAAUGUGUGUGAAGUACCAUUGAUGUCUAUCAAAUGGAUAGCUAAUUGAUGCACUCCACUAAUAAACAAGUGAAGCCUGCAUACAGCCA
Messenger RNA from Strongylocentrotus purpuratus (purple sea urchin), 1883 nucleotides. RefSeq names its product prenylated Rab acceptor protein 1. The transcript is spliced from 6 exons. The record is from RefSeq and is a predicted model, not a curated record. NCBI's taxonomy places the organism in Eukaryota, Metazoa, Echinodermata, Echinoidea, Camarodonta, Strongylocentrotidae. Bases 123 to 752 code for a protein of 209 amino acids. Gene Ontology annotation, cellular component: Golgi apparatus.